Messenger RNA from Schistosoma spindalis, 3072 nucleotides. Lineage: Eukaryota; Metazoa; Platyhelminthes; Trematoda; Strigeidida; Schistosomatidae. The record is from the annotation of a GenBank genome assembly.
CAGGUGUUCUCGACAUGCGCCAAGAUCAAAUGAGACGUUGACGUUAUUUUUAAAUUAUGACAAUUAGGCUGUAAAACAUGGUUAGUAGGAGGCGUAUAACUGUAUCUGGCGAUCACAAGCCCGAAGAACAGUCAUGUUGGUCCAAACCCACUGUUUAUCAUGCUGCCAUCGUGAUAUUCUUAGAGUUCUUUGCCUUUGGAUUGUUAACUACCCCCAUGAUCUCGGUUUUAGAUGAGACAUUUCCCAAACAUACCUUUCUAAUGAAUGGUAUCAUUCAUGGAGUAAAAGGAAUAUUAUCCUUCCUUAGUGCACCAUUUCUAGGUGCUCUCUCAGACAUGUUUGGACGAAAACCUUUCCUACUGCUAACAGUAACUUUCACUUGUUCUCCAAUACCACUGAUGAAAAUCAGUCAUUGGUGGUAUUUUACAAUGAUCAGUAUAUCAGGUAUUUUCUCAGUGACAUUUUCAUUUGCUUUGGCAUACGUCGCUGAUAUCACAUCAGAAGAAGAUAGAAGCUGGGGAUAUGGACUAGUUUCAGCUACAUUUGCCGCCAGUCUUGUCAGUUCACCUGCAAUUGGAGCUUAUCUAGGUCGUGUAUAUAGUGAAGAAUUAGUUGUUGCACUAGCUACUGCUAUUGCAUUUUUGGACAUUUGUUUUAUACUUGCUUGUGUACCUGAAUCUUUAUCGGAAAAAGUACGUAUUGGUCAUUUGUGCUCUGUAACUACAUUGGGUGGACCAGUUGGUAAAUUCUCAUGGGGUAAAGCUGAUCCUUUUGCAGCAUUACGUCAAAUGACAAAUGAUCAUCUUGUUCUUAUGAUAUGUAUUACAACAUUUUUAUCAUAUUUGCCAGAAGCUGGACAAUAUUCAUGUUUCUUCGUUUAUCUUCGCUUAGUCAUGGGAUUCACGGAAGAAAAUGUGGCACUAUUCAUUGCUGUUGUUGGUAUCAUGUCAUGCAUUGCACAAACACUUAUUUUAUCUUUAUUAAAUCGUAUUAUGCGACCAAAACGUGUUAUUAUAUUUGGUUUAAUAUUUGAAGCGAUUCAAUUAACACUAUAUGGUUUUGUUACAAAUUCUGGCUUAUUAUGGUCAGCUGGUUUAAUUGCUGCUACGGGCUCUAUCACAUAUCCUGCUCUAAGUACAUUUAUAUCAACUCAUGCUGCAGCAGAUCAACAAGGUGUAGCACAAGGUCUUAUCACUGGAAUACGAGGUUUAUGCAACGGACUUGGACCUGCUCUGUUUGGGUUAUUCUUUUAUAUAUUUCGGGUUGAUCUCAAUGAACAUACAUCAGGUGUACAUAUAGUCAAUAAGGAUAAGAGUAACUCGUUAGUAUCUGAUACUGUACAACUUUUACAAGAACGUUUAAUGCCAGGACCACCAUUUGCAUUUGGUGCUAUCCUAGUUCUGUUAGCAAUUCUAGUAGCUAUUUUUAUACCAGAAAAGUAUACAUCCCAUGAAUUGACUCAUUCAAAAAUGAUCACUGAUACAUAUGAAUCAACACAUGGUACUAAUAUAUAUGGUGGUGAAACACGACUAAGGCGUAGUUCACCAUCAGGUCAAUCUCAUAGAACUACAACAGAUUUUGAUCAAUUCACAUGUGGUAUAAAUACACCUAAUAAUGAUGAUAGUGACAAAUCCAAAUUAAUAAUGAGUACUAUUGAAAUGUCUAAGUAUAAUUUAAAAAGUAAUAUUUCACAUCAUAAUCCAAUUGAUAAUAAUGGUAUUUGGAAUCGUUUAAUGACUGGUCUUCAAGAUUUUCGUAAUCCAAUUUAUAUAAAACAACGACCAAAUCGUGUUCAUCGUCAAUCAAAAAGUCGUUUUAGUACAGCAGCAGGUAUUGUAGAACCAUUUCGUCGAUUAUUUAUUCGAAAAACUUAUGAUGGAAAUAUUGGUAGUUAUGGUGUUAUGGGUAGUGGUGGUGGUGGUGGUGGUAGUGGUAGUGGUAGUGGUGGAUUUCUUGAUCAUGAAACACGUCUUCAUUAUUCUAGACUACCAUUUACUGUUAUCUCAUCAUCGAAUAAUAAUAAUCAGAAAUAUUUAGAUGAUAUAUCAAAGAAUGAUUUACUAUUUUCUAAUCCUUUAUUAUUAAAUCCUGGUGAAUCUGAAGAAGCAGCUGAUCUAAGUAAUUAUCGUGCACAUCAUUUCCGACGUAUGUUUAUUACUCCUAAUACAACAACAACUAUUACUCCUUUUAAUAAUAAUAAUAAUAAUAAUAAUAAUAAUAAUAAUAGUACUAUUACUACUUCUUCAUCUGAAUUUCAUCCAUCACAAAACUAUCAUCCUACUAGUUCAUUAUUAAUUACUUCUAAUGAAACUGAUCAAUUUAAUUCAUUGGAAGAGAAUGAAAAAGAUACAUUUAUUAAACAUUGUCAUUCUUCCAUAUCACCUAUCAUUAGUCCUACAGGUAGAAAAAUAACAAAACAAAAAUUUUUUACAACAAAUUCUUAUAAAGAAUCAAUUCAUGAUACAUGAUUGGGGGGGGGCUGAUGAUGUUGAUGAUGACAAUGUUCUCUUUUCUCUUCUAUUUGAUCUAAGAAUGAUCUGACUAGUUACAGUAUUCAUUUUCAUUAAAAUUAAUGUAAAAUUACCAAUUGAGUGCCUACCGUUCAUCAGUGUUUUUUUUAUUAAAAAAAUUGAAAAAAAGAAAUACACUUCGUAUCUAUGAGCGUCUCUAUUUUUUUUUUGUUUCAUGGCUGUCUCUGUCACACACACACACAUAGAUACAUAUAUUCACUAUGUGCCAAUAUAUCAAUGUAUAUAUAUAUAUAUAUAUAUAUGUGUGUGUAUGAACACUGUGAUUAGAAUAUGAAUGCCAAUACAAACAUACAUACAUAUACAUACACAUACAUUUAUAUACACAACAGACAAACAACCAAUUCAGUUCUAAUUUUUAGUUACAUGUAUUUGUGUACUAAUUUUUUUUUCAUUUUAUUUUAUAUAAUUUAAUACAUUUGUACAGUGUAGUAUUCAAAUUUAUACUCAUUGUGUAUAUGUCGAGGUGUGUGUGUGUGUGUAUGUGUAUGUUCUGUAUAUGUGCACAUUACUCUCAAUACAUAUAUAUAUAUAUAUAUAUAUA